AGCCGGGGGGGCGGCCGGGCGCGGCAAUGGGUCUGCCUGAUGCAGAGCUGGCGGACCCUACGAGCAUCUCUGGGUCAUUGCGAUGCAGCAUUUGCACGGAUGUCUAUUGGGACCCGGUCUUCUGCGGUGGCACACCUUGUCAGCACAUCUUCUGCAGGGACUGCAUUGAGAAGGCCUUGGAAAGGCGGCUGCGUUGCCCCCUGUGUGGCCUGGAGAUGCAGCCAGAGCAGCUGAUGCCAAGCCUUAUCGUGCAGAACCUCUUGGAUGAGCUUAUGGUGCGCUGCAAGCACUUAGCCCUGGGCUGUAUUUGGCAAGGCUGCCUGCAGGAUCGCUGCGAACACGAGAGAGGCUGCCUGGUGUUGGCGAACCACGCCUUCCUGGAGGAGAACCAGCAGCUGCGAGCGGAGAACCAGCGGCUCAAAGCGGAGAACCAAAAGCUGCGAGAGGUGAACCUCGAGAACCAGCAGGACCUCAGCAAGAUCUCCACGCAGCUGCGGCAGCUUCAAGUGCCAGACAACCGGGUCAACAUUUUCUGCAAAAACUUCAGUGGCAGGACCUACGUCUUCCAAGUCUCUUUGAAUGAGAAGGUCGCAGAAUUGAAGCAGUGCAUCUCUAAGAAGUUCGACCUAGAGCCCGAGCUCUUCAAGGUGAUGUACCGCCUCAGGCCGCUGCCAGAAAACAGCGUCCUGAAAGCGCAGGGCCUCCAGAGCGAGUCAGAGGUCUCCGUGUGCAUCACAUCUCAGAUGAAAACGCUCGCCCAGUUGAGCCCAGCCAAAGACAAGCGCCCAUGAGUGACGGAAAUUGAGUAGGGCGAGAAGUGUCGGAUGGAUGCCAUCUUGUGGAAAUGU
Molecule: messenger RNA, 848 nt
Organism: Effrenium voratum
Lineage: Eukaryota; Dinophyceae; Suessiales; Symbiodiniaceae
Source: the annotation of a GenBank genome assembly